AUGUCCUUCAAGAUCGUAAUUUCUGGUGUCACUGGUCGCAUCGGUGCGCAUGUAUUGCAUCACGCGCUACGAAAUCCACUCGUAUCGACGGUUAUCGCAUUGUCACGACGGCCCCCACCCGGGAUCGAGACGCACGCUAAGCUCGAGGUAGUGCUGCUUGAGGACUUUACAAAAUACCCCGAUGAUGUGCUUGCGAAGCUGUCCGGAGCAGAUGGGUGCAUCUGGUGUAUGACAACGACUGCUGGUAAUCCUGUGUUAGAAUUAGAGUAUCCCAAGGCGUUCGCUGAGGCCUUUGCAUCGACAAUGCCAGUCGGCGCAAAGCCUUUUCGGUAUUUACACUUGUCAGGUGGCAUGGUUGAACGCGAUCAAGACAGGUCAUUAUGGAUGAAAGGCUCCAUGCGCAAGACCAAAGGCCGGGGCGAAGUUCAAAUGGUCGACUUUGCAAAGACCCACGAGAACUGGAUUACGAUCGUAGCUCGACCAGGCAUGGUCGUACAGAGAGGUAGUAUUAUUGGUGAAGCUUCGAUGAUGGUUGCAGGCUCCUCUGGCUCUUUCAUUCGAUAUGACGAGCUUGCGCUUGCACUCAUCAAUGCGGUCAUGCAUGGCAGUGAGGAGCUCUUACUCCCUGCAGCGCUCGUGCAGCAAGGCCAGCAGUUGGUGCAGGGGGGUCGGUAA
Molecule: messenger RNA, 675 nt
Organism: Alternaria arborescens
Lineage: Eukaryota; Fungi; Ascomycota; Dothideomycetes; Pleosporales; Pleosporaceae
Exons: 3
Coding region: 1-675 (224 amino acids)
Source: RefSeq, a predicted model, not a curated record